Macrosiphum euphorbiae (potato aphid) is the source of this 405-nucleotide messenger RNA. The record is from the annotation of a GenBank genome assembly. Lineage: Eukaryota; Metazoa; Arthropoda; Insecta; Hemiptera; Aphididae.
AUGUCUACUUCAAUGUCUGUCACCAAGUCUUAUACAAAUCGGUUAAAAAGUGAUGUGAAAUGUAUGCUGGAAAAUUUUGAAGGUAUAGUAAAACUAUGCAAGACUGAUGAUGAUCAAACACAAAUUUCUAAAGCUACUCGAAGCGAAUUGAUAGCAUUUGAAAUGGAAGUCAGAGCAGCCAACAUCGUUCGUGCUGGUGAAUCGCUUUUGAAACUAGUUUCAGAUAUGAAACAAUAUCUUAUAUUGAAUGAUUUUCCAUCAGUCAAUGAAGCCAUUGCUCAAAAUUCCAAACUUUUUCGCACCAAACAAGUGGAAUGCGAUCGCAAACUAACAAGUCUAGUUGAUGAUAUGUCAACAGAACUAUAUGAACUCGAAGAAGAAUAUUAUACAUCAAAUUAUAAAUAA